Cherax quadricarinatus is the source of this 1387-nucleotide messenger RNA. RefSeq names its product EARP-interacting protein homolog. Gene Ontology annotation, molecular function: protein binding. Gene Ontology annotation, biological process: protein ubiquitination. The record is from RefSeq and is a predicted model, not a curated record. Lineage: Eukaryota; Metazoa; Arthropoda; Malacostraca; Decapoda; Parastacidae.
GAGUUAGAGCUCAAUAAAGCGUAAAUUUUGGUGGCCCCUGAAAAAAACAACAACAAAUACAACAUUUCAGACGCUCUUCUUGAACUUAAAAGUAAUCUAAAGAAGAGUUAAAGAUGGAUGAUGCUCCAGUUAUAUAUGGCUUAGAAGACUUCCAGGCACGGGCGCUGGCUGCACACACUGCUGAAACGGAAAAAAUAAAUUUUCUUGUGGGAACUCAGUCAUUGAGAAGAAUUAAUCAAAUUCAACUCAUUGAAUUUGAUGAUGACACAAGUUUAGUAACUAAGCAAACAUUUGAGCACCCAGCUGGGGAAGUCUGGAGGAUUGUUGCUGCUCCUCAGACCGAUCUAAUAGCCACAGUCUACAAUAAUACCCAGGAUUACUGUGGUGAGUUUGGGGCAGCAAUAUGGAGACUCCCUCUUGAAGGCUCUGCCUCGGGUGUGCUCGAUGAUUCAAGGACUGGUGGUGAACAAGUUGAAAAAUUAUGCAGUUUAGAUGGAACAUGUAGAGGUGAACCUGCAGUACCAGGUUCACCUGUCCCUGGGCUGGGCUCACAAGUGUGGUCACUGGUGUGGGCACCCGAAUAUGAUUCCCGGCUUGUUACACUAGUUGAUAACCGUCUCUUCUACUGGGAUGUGGAAGCUGCAGGAAAGUCAGCCAAGAUAGUAGGAGAAGUUACUGUGGAAGGUCGAGGUAGUGUAAGCUUGGGUACUGGUCGCUGGUAUCCCCAUCAGCUAGGAUCCCAAAUUGCUGCUACUCAUGGUUCUAGUGUCCGUGCAUGGGACAUUCGAACAAUGAAGUCAUCUUGGUGUGUUGAGGGGGCACACACACAGCUUGUUAGAGACCUGGAUUUCAAUCCAAACAUGCAGUACUACCUUGCAACAUGUGGGGAUGAUUGCAAGACUAAAUUCUGGGAUAUUAGAAAUACUGAGCAGCCACUCAAAGAACUAAGUGAUCACUCUCACUGGGUGUGGAGUGUGCGUUAUAAUGCUUCAUAUGACCAGCUAGUACUUACCUGCUCCAGUGACCAGAGAGUCAUUUUGUCUAACUUACCAUCAAUUGCUUCUCAGCCCUUUGGUACUAUGGUAGAUCAAGAAGAAAAUGCUAAAGAGGAAAAAGAUAAAAGUGAGAGUACAGAGGAAGGGGUAAUCCAGAUAUAUGAUGAUCAUGAAGACUCUGUAUAUGCUGUUGAAUGGUCUGCUGCAGAUUUCUGGACCUUUGCAUCUCUAAGUUAUGAUGGCCGUCUUGUUAUAAAUAAAGUGCCUAGAAGUGUUAAAUACAAACAAUUCAUGUAGGUUUGUCAUUAUUAAUAAUGACUUGUCUGAACAGUUAUAAAAUCUUUAUUUCUACAAGUACAAGGUAUACAAGUCUGUUGAAAAGAUCAAGAUUA